CAGGAACUGAGAAGAAAAGAAAGGAAAUGGAAUGGUCAACGACAAGCAACGUAGAAAACGUGAGAGUUUCUUUUAUGCCGCCACCAUGGCCGGAGUCAAGCUCCUUUAACACGUUCCACAGCUUCAACUAUGAUCCCUAUGCUGCAGGAAAUUCAUACACGGCUGCCGAUACGCAAACCGGACCGGUUAUAUCUGUACCGGAAUCAGAAAAGAUCGUAAAUGGGUACCGUUUUCCGAGCAACAACAACGAGAUGAUAAAAAAGAAGAGACUAACGAGUGGACAAUUAGCCUCACUCGAACGGAGUUUUCAAGAGGAGAUCAAAUUAGAUUCAGACAGGAAGGUGAAGCUGUCGAGGGAACUUGGUCUGCAGCCACGUCAGAUAGCGGUUUGGUUCCAGAACCGCCGUGCACGGUGGAAGGCGAAGCAGCUCGAGCAGCUGUACGACUCGCUUAGGCAAGAAUACGACGUCGUUUCUAAAGAGAAACAGAUGCUACAUGAGGAGGUGAAGAAGCUGAGAGCUAUACUAAGAGACCAGGGUUUGAUCAAGAAGCCAAUUUCCGGCGGGACCACCAAGAUUUCCGAUGGGGAAGACACGACGGAGAUUCCAUCGGUGGUGGCAGCUCAGCCAAGAACAGAAAAUCUCAACACCAAUCAAAUCAAUGGAGGAAAUCAAAUUUACGGCAUUGAUCAAUACAACAAUCCUAUGGUGGUCACUUCUUCUUGCUGGCCGCGUUACCCGUGAUAGCUGCUGCUGAUCUUAGAGAGAGAGAGAGAGAGAGUCUCAAACAAAGAGUUUAGAGUAGGAGGACUAUAAGCGGUGUUAGACUAAUACAAGCUUUUGCUCAUUGUUGUACCAUCUUUAAACCUUAAAUGAA
This is a messenger RNA of Eutrema salsugineum, 876 nucleotides long. Its product is annotated as putative homeobox-leucine zipper protein ATHB-51. The transcript has 3 exons. Bases 27 to 743 code for a protein of 238 amino acids. Gene Ontology annotation, biological process: positive regulation of DNA-templated transcription. The record is from RefSeq and is a predicted model, not a curated record. NCBI's taxonomy places the organism in Eukaryota, Viridiplantae, Streptophyta, Magnoliopsida, Brassicales, Brassicaceae. Gene Ontology annotation, cellular component: nucleus. Gene Ontology annotation, molecular function: DNA-binding transcription factor activity, RNA polymerase II-specific; sequence-specific DNA binding.